This is a messenger RNA of Phycomyces blakesleeanus NRRL 1555(-), 882 nucleotides long. RefSeq lists its product as hypothetical. NCBI's taxonomy places the organism in Eukaryota, Fungi, Mucoromycota, Mucoromycetes, Mucorales, Phycomycetaceae. The transcript is spliced from 6 exons. The record is from RefSeq and is a predicted model, not a curated record. The coding region runs from base 1 to 882 and encodes 293 amino acids.
AUGACCUCCCCAUGGUCCACUUUCCCAUUGUCACUUAAACGUACAUUAACCGUCAAGACAAAAAGAGCUACCUUGGGAUUGUACCGUUCAUUGUUAAGGACUGCACAACACUUUGACAAUGACAUCCACCAAGUAUUCUUGUGGAACACCAUAAGAGAAAGAUUUCGUUUUGAAAUGUACAAUAGCUCUCGUGCCCAAACGCUUACACUUUUACUACAGGGUGAAAAGGCACUGGAUCUACUCCGAAAAGCACAGGGCGGCAAUCGAACAUACUUGGAGCGGAUCGACGCCAUGGCAACAGCAAAAAUUGGGCCCCUUAAACAUGUUACUCAAAACAUUCGCAAGAUACAACACCCCUUGAAGCGAGCUUUGGCAGCAACUGAUGCUCGAUCGCAUGCAUCGCGUAUUCGGCAAACAGGGAGAUCUAAUAGAAUUCCUCUGUCAAAAUCACUGUGCCGUAAAUUACGCAUAGACACAGACUUGCCUCUCACACGUCGUCAGCGAUUAGAAUACAAGACGAGGAUAUACAAAAAGAAAAAGAAACUACGUGUUCGAACGUUUUAUCAACAAGCUAUCACAACACGGAAUUCUUGUGGAUAUGUGUUUAAGCGUGUACGGGGCUGGGUACAACCUCUCAGAACAUCAAUGAUGCUCAGGAACCUCGUGAAAAAGAAACAACAGCGUUUUGACCUCAAUUACAAAUAUGCGUGGCAUUUGGAGCUUGUGCGACAAGAACGCAUAUUCCUUAGUAAUCUGGGAAUCAAGGAUGAAUUAGGAGAUUGCAUCAAGGGCCUUUCGGAUGCUCUUAAUGAAAAUAGAAACGCACUUUACAAUCCUCGUAGAACUGUAUAUGAAAGCAAAGUAGUUGAAAUCGACGAGUAA